Vitrella brassicaformis is the source of this 2250-nucleotide messenger RNA. Lineage: Eukaryota; Vitrellaceae. The record is from the annotation of a GenBank genome assembly.
CCGCGAUCGACGCUGCAGCCAAUGUUGGAUGAAGUACUAGGAGAGGCCCACAGAUGUGAUGAGGUGGAGACGGCGAUCCACCUUCACACAGACGCGAGACACGUGAGUUGAUCAGUACAGCAUAUUUGACAGCUCACAUUCGACGUGCAAACGGCUGGGAAGGCGGUGCGGUUGAGGGUCGUUAUCGGUCGAUCAGAUAUAAAAUGUAGCCAGCGAUCUGCCGACCAGCAACAUUGUAAAGAUAAGCAGGCCGGCUGUCUCGGUGUUGUGUCAGUGAGCACACCUGCUUGUGAGCUCACGCCUCUUCAUUGGGGGGCCGAUGAGUGGUGCUGGGGGGGCUUUCCCUCCUAGGGCGGCGGCUGUGAUGUUUGACGAGGGGCGGGGAGGGGGACCUGACGGCCUCGGGGGAAGGAGGAUACCACACAAUGGCGUGAAAGGUGGUGCCGAUGCCCCGCUGGCUGGUGUGCGAGAGGGAGGGUGUGAUGGCUGGGAAGGGGGCAAUGCUGGCGGCGGCCGCAGCAGUGGGGCAGGGGAAGGAACCGGUGGAGCAGACCCACAGGGGCCUGGGGGGCCGUCGACAUUCUCACCUGAUUGACUGAUUCAUCAAAAGAAGCAAAAGAGUAUACAGACAGAUGUAAUUGAUGGUCUGAGAAUAUAUAUCUGUGUCUGUGUACCAGCGAGGCGCCUGCGGUGCAGUGAAGCCGCCUUGACCAUCUCCUUCUGAACAGACACAGACACACACAAACACCGAUCGUUUGAUCAAUGGACCGCACCGCAGCGGAUCGAUGCAUUAAUGAACGAAUGAAUCAUGUGUGUGGCUCUGUCAUGGCUGGCUGAUAGGCGGGCGUACCUUCUCCCUCGCCAACUUGGCUAUCAGGUUCUCGCGCCGCCGUAUUGUGUCCACCAGCUCGAUGAUCUGCUCUGCACACACACACGGUAGACAGACACACACACAUACAUCUCAUCCAAGGUGCUGUGCUGUGUUGUGUAAUGUUCUGUUGUUAAGACCUACCUUGUGAGUAGCAGUACUUGUCGAGGAGCCUGGUGACCUCAAGAUACAGCGUCCUCGAGUUGUACUUCGCGAGGCCUGCGCGGCACACAGCACAGCAGAUAUAUAUAUCAGUCAGAUCAAUGAAUGCAGUCAGUCCUUGUGUCUGUCAAGGAGCGAGGCUGGCUCACUCACUCCGAAUGAAUGAAUGAAUGGUUUGCUUACGGUUCUCUUGGACCUCCUUCCACAGGGUGCCCUCGUCGACGAGCUGGCUGUAGUUGAGCUCCAGCAGUGUGGGGGCCUCCUCAAUCGACUGGAAGAGGCUCCCUGGUGGCCUUGCCGGCGGCUCGCCAGCGCACCAGAUGGGCGGGCGGGACAAUGUCAUGGUGCGGCGCCGAAGGUCCUCACGCAGUCGCUGCCGACAACUUGACGGAAGUGAUGGGCACCUGACGGAAGUGCUCAGGCGCCUGCAACAAAUGCCGUACAUAAACACAACAUAACAAAACACAACACACGUCACGUAUGCAACGUGCAUCUCUUCGCCGCUCUCGCUGUGUGUUCGUUGGUGCUCACCAUGUACAGCAGGUCUCCGACCAUCGUCUGCGUGUCCGUCAGCACACUACCUACCGGCACGCAAAAGUCGAAAUCGAUGAGUACCACACUCCUGAUGCUCCCGCCUGCGGUGCAGUGCGGCCGCCUUGCCCAUCUCCCUCUGAACGGACACACACAUACAUAGGUUGAUCCACGCACACCGGAUCGAUGACUGAAUGAAUCAUGUGUAUGGCUCAUCGCUGAUACUAUUAGGCGUACCUUUUCCCUCGCCAGCUUGGCUAUCAGCUUCUCGCGCCGGUCUAUCGUCGCCACCAGCUCUUUGAUGUGUUCUGCACACACACACGGUCGACAGACAGGCGCUGUAUUGUGUUGUAUUGCUAAACCUACCUUUCAACCAGCAGUAGUCCUCGAGAAGAUGAGUCACCUCGAGAUACAGGGUCCUUGAGUUGUACUUGUCCAGUCCUGCACACAGCACACAGCAGACGUCAGAUGCAGUCAAUUGUCAAUUGGAUGCAGUCUUUGUGUCGAGUAGGCUGGCUCAGAAUGGUUUGCUCACGUUUCUCCUUGACCUCCCUCCAGACCGUCUUCUCCUUCAAGAGCUUCUGGUAGUCCAGCUCCCGCAGUCCAGGGGCCUCCUCAGGUGACUGAUAGAGGCUCCCGGGUGGCCUUGGCGGCGGUUCCCCAGCGCACCAGAUGGAAGGUUCAGUCAU